AGAAUUGGGAGUAGCAGAGAUGAUUCGGGACAAAUUUGUGGGAGUUGAUUCAGGUCAGAUUGAAGGAAAUGGACAGGAGGGUGGAGAAGCUGGAGCAGAGGAAGCUGAGCUUGCAUUGGAGGCUGGUAAUGUGAUCACCGAGCGACGGAUAGGUUGGACGAGGAAAUCAGCUAGGGAAGGCCCGUCCGAGCGGAUUGCUGUAAACGAGGAGAGUGCGAUUACAAGGGCACUGAGCCAAGCAUCUAGGAAUCGAGGAUCUCCAAUUUUCCAACCUCUGGAGGGUACAUUAUUCAGUAGCAGCGAAGAGGCGAGAGAUUUCUUUAAUCUUUAUUCAUGGGAGAUUGGGUUUGGAAUCCGUUAUGGUCGUAGCAACAAGAAUAAUAAAGGAUACACAACCAGGCAAGAUAUUGUUUGUUCUUGUGAGGGAUCACCGCGAACCAAGAAUUGUGCGUCUAUCAGGACUGGAUGUAAAGUUAUGAUAAGGCUGCUGAGAACAAGUGAUCAUGGGUGGUACAUUAGUCGAGUUAGCACAAGCCACAACCACAAAUUAUCAGAGGGGUAUGCAGAGAAGAAACAGUGGAAUUCUCAUAGCAUGAUUGAUCCGAGCACUAAGUAUUUCAUCAAGAAACUUCGAGACAACAAUGUCAGUAUUGGAAGGGUUUGCAGCAUUAUUGGUGUCACAGAUAGUAGUGCUAUGAAUCCAGUUCGUAAAGAGACCAUCAGGUCACUCUGCGCGAAGGUAGCAAGGGAAAAUAUGGCUGAUGACAUUGGUAAAACUGUCCAACUUUUACGGGAAAUGAAAAUCAAAGAUCCACUUAUGGAAGUGAGGUUCAAGGUUGAUGAGAAGGGCACAGUUAAAUCUAUGCUUUGGUGUACUGGAAAGAAUAGGAUGGAUUACAAGAACUUCGGUGAUGUUGUUACAUUUGAUACAACCUAUCGUACCAAUUUGUACAGCUUGCCGUUUGGAAUUUUUAUCGGUGUUAAUUGCCAUUUUCAGUCAAUUAUUUUUGGUGGCGUUCUUUUGUCUACUGAGACAGCAGAAGACUUCCAAUGGGCAUUUCAAAAUUUCAUCGAGAUGAUGGAUGGAUCAGUUCCAAUAACUGUGCUGACAGAUCAAUGCGCGGCAAUGGGAAAGGCAAUUCGUACUGUUUUGCCUGGGACACGUCAUCGAUGGUGUCGUUGGCAUGUCUUGAAGAGUGCUAAGAAGAAGUUAGGGAAAGUUAUUGCGAGACACAAGCAAUUCAAAAGUGAUUUCUAUAAUCUCAUCACCAACGAGACAUGUGUUGAUAGUUUUGAAUUGUCGUGGAAGAAGUUGAUCAUAAAGUACCGGCUUGUGAAGAGCAAGUAUAUGCUAAGACUUUACAAGCAUAGGGAAAAAUGGGCCAAACCAUACUUUAUGAGUGUUUUUUGUGCUGGGAUGACGAGCACGCAAAGGAGUGAAAGUGCUAAUCACAUGCUUAAGAGGCAUAUUCAGAAGGCUGCGCCUAUGCACAUGUUUGUAAGCAAGUUCAAUGAGUUCCUUUGUUACAAGGAAAAUGAGGGUAGGGGCUCCGAUUGA
Molecule: messenger RNA, 1558 nt
Organism: Panicum virgatum (switchgrass)
Lineage: Eukaryota; Viridiplantae; Streptophyta; Magnoliopsida; Poales; Poaceae
Product: protein FAR1-RELATED SEQUENCE 5-like
Exons: 5
Coding region: 20-1558 (512 amino acids)
Biological process (GO): regulation of DNA-templated transcription
Source: RefSeq, a predicted model, not a curated record